ACUGACCUGCCGGCUGACCUGACACGGACACACCUCACUUGCACACGUUACAGUACAUAGGACUGAAGACAAUAUGGCUACAGGUGGUAUGCGGUUUGGUAUGGCCAACGGAGAAAUGAACUGGGAUGCGGUAAAGGCCAUGGACGCGGUGACGCCGGCCGUCCAGGCUCAUCUCGUCGACGUGUACUCGCUGCUGACCUUUGGUGUGGCCAUGGCCGCAUUUGGUACCUUUACCCACCUGGCGUUCAACAUUGGUGGCGUGCUCACGACGCUUGGCGCUCUGGCAGCGCUGAUGUACAUCGGCGCGACCGACAAGAACGAUCAGUCGUCGCGCAAGGCCGGCUUUGUGGCCUUUACCUUUUGCAAGGGCGCAUCCAUCGGCCCGCUCGUCGGCCUUGUCCUCCUGCAGGACGCCUCGCUCGUCCUGAUGGCGCUUGUCGGCACCGUCGCCGUCUUUGCCGCCUUUACUGCCAUGGCCAUGUACGCCCCGCGCCGGCAGGUCCUCCUCUUUGGUGGCAUGCUCUCGUCGGCCAUCACUGGCCUCCUCGUCCUCUCCAUCGCUAACCUGUUCAUCGGCUCAUCGGCUCUCUUUACCGCCCAGCUCUGGGUCGGCCUCUGCGUCUUCUCCGGCUUUGUCGCCUUUGACACCCAGCUGAUGAUCGAGAAGGCCGCCCGCGGCGACCGUGACGCCGUCUGGCACGCCGUCGAGCUCUUCAUCGACUUUGUCGCUAUCUUUGUCCGCAUUCUCAUCAUCCUCUCGCGGAACAAGAAGAAGGAGAGCCGCCGCGAGCGCCGCUGAUCCCUCUAAACGCCAUUCCCUUCCAUC
This is a messenger RNA of Thecamonas trahens ATCC 50062, 826 nucleotides long. Its product is annotated as bax inhibitor. The coding region runs from base 74 to 799 and encodes 241 amino acids. The record is from RefSeq and is a predicted model, not a curated record. Gene Ontology annotation, cellular component: membrane. The transcript has a single exon. Lineage: Eukaryota; Apusomonadida; Apusomonadidae.